Molecule: messenger RNA, 3456 nt
Organism: Anguilla rostrata (American eel)
Lineage: Eukaryota; Metazoa; Chordata; Actinopteri; Anguilliformes; Anguillidae
Product: moesin
Exons: 13
Coding region: 305-2044 (579 amino acids)
Biological process (GO): regulation of organelle assembly; positive regulation of protein localization to early endosome; regulation of cell shape
Cellular component (GO): adherens junction; plasma membrane; filopodium
Molecular function (GO): cell adhesion molecule binding; actin binding
Source: RefSeq, a predicted model, not a curated record
ACGCCCGCAAUUCUUCAGCUUGCUGCACGUUGCCUGGGUGUGGCUUUUCAGUCAGUUCCGUUAACAGGAAAUCGACCCCAGGACCCCCAAACUCAUCGCCAAUGCGCGACAUAUAUCUGUGGAAUUGAAGGUGCUCAGUUCGAUUUUGAAGAGCAGUACCGCAGCUUUGUUCUUGCAGUGGCAGUAACUGUCCGGGCUGUAUGCGCGUGGGCCAUACUGAUGGGAAGAAGUUAGAAUUGUUCAGAAGUUUCCACAGUAUCUUCCGAUUUCUGAAGUUGUGAGGAGAUAUCUAAAGGCUCUUAAAAUGCCGAAAACGAUUAGUGUACGAGUCACCACAAUGGACGCCGAGCUGGAGUUUGCCAUUCAGCCCAGCACAACCGGCAAGCAGCUCUUUGACCAGAUUGUGAAAACGAUCGGGCUCCGGGAGGUCUGGUUCUUCGGACUGCAAUACCAGGACACCAAGGGCUUCUCCACAUGGCUCAAACUGAACAAGAAGGUCACAGCCCAAGGUGUUCGGAAGGAGAACCCGCUGCUGUUUAAGUUCAGGGCCAAGUUCUACCCGGAGGACGUGUCUGAGGAGCUGAUUCAGGAGGCCACACAGAGGCUGUUUUUCCUGCAGGUGAAGGAGGCGAUCCUCAACGACGACAUCUACUGCCCCCCAGAAACCGCCGUGCUGCUGGCCUCCUACGCUGUCCAGGCCAAGUACGGAGACUACAAGAAGGACUUCCACUCCGCGGGAUACCUGUCCAGUGACAAGCUCCUCCCCCAGAGGGUUCUGGAACAGCACAAGCUGAACAAGGAGCAAUGGGAGGAGAGGAUUCAGGUCUGGCAUGAGGAACACAAGAGCAUGCUGAGGGAGGACACCAUGGUGGAAUAUCUGAAGAUCGCGCAGGACCUGGAGAUGUACGGCGUGAACUACUUCAACAUCAAGAACAAGAAAGGCACCGAGCUGUGGCUGGGCGUGGACGCGCUGGGGCUGAACAUCUACGAGCAGUCUGAUAAGAUGACACCAAAAAUUGGAUUCCCCUGGAGUGAAAUUAGAAACAUUUCCUUCAAUGACAAGAAGUUUGUGAUCAAACCAAUUGACAAAAAAUCGCCGGACUUUGUGUUCUACACCCCGCGCCUGCGCAUCAACAAGCGCGUCCUGGCCCUGUGCAUGGGGAACCACGAGCUGUACAUGCGUCGCAGGAAGCCCGACACCAUCGAGGUGCAGCAGAUGAAGGCCCAGGCCCGUGAGGAGAAGCACCACAGGCAGAUGGAGAAGGCACUGCUGGAGAAUGAGAAGAAGAAGCGAGAGAUUGCAGAGAAGGAGAAAGAAAAGAUUGAGCAUGAGAAGGAGGAGCUGAUUGAGAAGCUGAGGCAGAUCGAGGAGCAGACCAAGAAAGCUCAGGAAGAACUGGAGGAGCAGACACGCAGGGCAUUGGAGCUGGAGGAGGAGAGGAGACGUGCUCAUGAGGAGGCGGAGAGGCUGGAGAGGGAGAGGAAGGCUGUGGAGGAGGCCAAGAGUGCCCUCCUACAGCAGUCUGAGAACCAGCUGAAGAACCAGGAGCAUCUGGCCACAGAGCUGGCUGAACUCACCUCCAAGAUCUCCCUGCUGGAGGAUGCUAAGAAGAGGAAGGAGCAUGAGGCCACCCAGUGGCAGAAGAAGGCCACCAUGGUGCAGGAGGACCUGGAGAAGACCAAAGAGGAGCUGAAGAACAAAAUGAUGGCGGCCCACGUGGCGGAGCCCGUCCACGCCGAGAACGAGCACGACGAUAACGAUGAAAGCGGCGCCGAGGCCAGUGCAGAGCUCAGCUCUGCCGGAACUCUCCGUGACCGCAGCGAGGAAGAGCGCAUGACCGAGGCCGAGAAGAACGAACGCCUUCAGAAGCACCUGCUGGCCCUGAGCUCGGAGCUGAUGAAUGCCAGGGACGAGACCAAGAAGACGGCCAACGACCUGAUCCACGCCGAAAACGUGAGGGCCGGCCGGGACAAGUACAAGACCCUGCGGCAGAUCCGUCAGGGGAACACCAAGCAGCGCAUCGACGAGUUCGAGUCCAUGUGAUCCCUCCUGACCGCUCAGGGAAGAGGGCGGGACACGUUCUGUACUUGAACGUGGGCCCCGCCACAUCACGUGUGUACCUGAUAUGGGAACACACAGAGCAAGCCUGUAUACGUUUUCUCCUGCUAUUUUAUAACUUCUGUGAACUCAUCCAAUUUUUGAGGAUGUGUGCUGAUUUGUAAAAGCCUGUUCCUUUUGGUAAUACCUGUUUGAACUCAACCCUUGUCUGGAAAAGCUAAAAACAGAACUGUACCUAGUGAGAAACAAACUCAGUUAGCGUAUGUCUUUGCACGUAGAUUUUGCAAACACUAAUCAAUUGGAUCUGGCUUUCUUCACCAGCCAUUACAGGUUGUGUUUUAAGCAUUGCUGAAAACAGUAUGAAGGAGACAGUUACCUAAAUCAUUUAGGAAUCUCAGUAUUUUAACUUCCUGUUAUAAACAGGAAGGUAAACGUUAAGGAAAUAAACCUUUUAGUUUUGCGGUUCAGGUAUGUUUUUCAUGUUGUUACUAGACCCAUUGCAAAAGCUCAGGAGAUAACUAGUUACAGUAAAAUUAAGUCAUUAAAAUUAGCCCAUUUUAUCAAAGGUGAUUACUCCAUAACAUUUUGUUGUUGUUAUAGUAGUUCUGUUGUUUAACUAGAGUUAUCAGUAUUAUCUGGAAUACCAAGUUUUUAAAAUUAAUUCCACAACAUUUGAGAGCUGUUGUAAUUUAUCAAAGAAUAUGUAGUGAACAACUACAGCAAAAACACUUGUGACUCAAAUAAAAGGUGAAAGUUCAUUAAGAAAGAGUUGAUCAGACUGCAUUAAUGCCUUGCUGUGGCUCAGAAACAGUGUACAGAUUAGACAUGCCUUUGGUUACGAGGUGCCAUACAUUAAAGUGGGUUGUUUACCCAUUUCCAUAACAGAAGCUUCAUGAAGGGCCCAUGUUAUUGGAGGAUGACCCUUCCCCACCCUCCUCAGCUAUAUUAAUUUCAUUAAAUACAUUUUUGCAUUAUAUUUGACUUAAUGUUGAUUUUUGGCUUUUGACUUAAUGCUGCGCUGUAUUAUCACAGUUCAGGCUAUGUUAAUUUCAGUGAUUCUUAUAUUCAGUGUUUAACAGUCAAUAGUCGUACAAAAUGGCAGUUUUAAGUUACAGUUGUGUUAAUUCAGUAUAUUGCCUUAUCUUUGGUUUCCAAUUUUAUUUAUUUUUUAUGUUCAUUCAGAAAAAGGCUGUGGUACAGUGAACAAAGACAUAUGUCAGAACCAAUGUUAUAAAAAAUCACCAUAGAGCUUUUUUUCCAAUUAUAAAGCCUACAACACAUUUAAAACAGAAAAAAUACCCAUCUGAAGAAUUUUAAUGUUAAUAAAUGUUCAAAUAUAAAGACAGUCAAUACAAUGUUUUUGUUAUCUGUUAUAAACACCAGAUGGCAGUAAUGAC